This is a messenger RNA of Aspergillus puulaauensis, 429 nucleotides long. RefSeq lists its product as uncharacterized. The transcript has 3 exons. Lineage: Eukaryota; Fungi; Ascomycota; Eurotiomycetes; Eurotiales; Aspergillaceae. Bases 1 to 429 code for a protein of 142 amino acids. The record is from RefSeq and is a predicted model, not a curated record.
AUGGCCGCCCCCCCAAAGAGCCGCACCGGUCUGUACCUCGGCCUCGGCGCCCUAGGCGCAGGCGCUUACUACUUCUACCGCGCUGGCGGCGAUCCCAAGCUCGCGAAGGAGGAGAUGAAAUAUGAUGUGACCAAAGUCCGCGGCAAAGCACCCACCGGAGGGCCCGGGGGCGAGCGAGCCGGCGAGAAAGCCGGCCUGGAGACGAAUCUGAAUCUUGAUGAGGCUGCCUACAACCCUAAGACCAAAGACGUCGACCUCGCCUCCCAGGCGCAGCAGAAGCUAGAUAACCUUAGCCAGACUGGUAAGGAGCAGGCGGCGAAACUGCGUGAAGAGGCAGAGCAGCAGGCUGGCAAACUGAAGAAUGAAGCUGGGGAUAAGGCGAAUGAGGCGAAGGGUGCAGCUUCGGGGUGGUUUGGGGGGAAGAAAUAA